Molecule: messenger RNA, 1250 nt
Organism: Drosophila novamexicana
Lineage: Eukaryota; Metazoa; Arthropoda; Insecta; Diptera; Drosophilidae
Exons: 2
Coding region: 101-1036 (311 amino acids)
Source: RefSeq, a predicted model, not a curated record
UAACUGCAAACAAUUUUGCUUUGUGCUCUUAUUUUUUUUCAAUUUUUUGUUGCUUUUCUCGCUUUUUUAUAUCGAACCAACAAGUCAACUUUCUAGAGUCAUGAACAAUGAAUAUUCUUAUUUGACCGACAUGCAGGAGAAUUGUAAACUGUAUGGCAUGGUGGAGAUCGAUCAGCUACGUGCCGUGUGGAAGAGCCGCAAGUUUGCGAUUCAGGUGCCGGACUCGAUAGUGCAGAGCGGGCUGUUGCCCUCGAUCUUUGACUGGCAGCUGCUGGGGCAGUUGAUGCCGGCCGAGCAGACAACUGCCGAGAUGCUGCUGCAGCAGCGUAUCAACGAUCUGGAGCUAUUGAACAGCCUGACGACAGCGCUGCAGCGCAUCCAGAUAGUGCCGGAGAUAGGGCUGGAUGUGGACGUGAUCAUGGGCCGACCCAGCUAUAAUGUGCUCGUGCAGGACGAUGGCAGCAUAUUGGUGAAGGAGCUGCCCAGCCUGCUGAUACAUGUGUUUGCUGCCGAAUCCCGGGCAGCCGCUGGACAGGAAUGCAUCAUGGAUGAACCGAACCUCAUGGCCUCGGAGCAAAGGAAACAACUCGCUGCACUUGUUGGCCAGAAGGCUACGCUACUUUCCGAGUCUGGCAUCAUACAGUCUGCAUCGAUUGGCGAACACCUGGCCGAGCCGGAGGAGUCCACUGAUGAGCCCACCGAACUGCCCCAGGAUCCCAACGAAGAGCUGGGCCAGUUCGAAGACUUUCUCGAGCGCACUUGCAGCAGCCUAAAAAUCAAUCACAUAACGAUCACAGAGCUGGAGCACAAUCUGCCCGACAUGCAGGCUGACGAUCUGGAUGUCAAUGAGGAUGAUCCGAAGGAGCAGCAGCAGCAGCAGGAGGAGAAGGACGAACCGGAGGAGGAGGAGCAGCAGCCAAUGCCAACGGAGGCCGCCAAUCAAAUUGUGGGGCCCAUCGAGACCAGAUUGCGACGUCGUCAGCCAUUUUGGAUGCGUUUCGGCAAUUGGCUGCGCCAAAGCCUGCCACGCCUCUAAACUAUAACAACGUCCAGUUACAUUUCCCAGCUCAGCAUCGACACGCCAAACACCCUGUAAGAGAUCCCACCCGCCACCUCGCUCUCUCGCUCGCCCUUAACUUUGCCCAAGAAGAACCACAAAAAAAAAAAAAAAACAAACAAACAAAAAACAAACAACAUAAUAACAUUGUUCAAUGAAUAGAUCGAAAAAAAUAACGCACACACACAAGAAA